Messenger RNA from Physcomitrium patens, 2822 nucleotides. Its product is annotated as putative beta-1,4-xylosyltransferase IRX14H. Gene Ontology annotation, cellular component: Golgi membrane. The record is from RefSeq and is a predicted model, not a curated record. NCBI's taxonomy places the organism in Eukaryota, Viridiplantae, Streptophyta, Bryopsida, Funariales, Funariaceae. Gene Ontology annotation, molecular function: galactosylgalactosylxylosylprotein 3-beta-glucuronosyltransferase activity; xylosyltransferase activity. Gene Ontology annotation, biological process: plant-type secondary cell wall biogenesis; glucuronoxylan biosynthetic process.
UUCGAAGCGUCGUCAAAACUGAGCAUCUACAAAAAAAACGCAAUUAGUUGGAUCCGAGGGCGUGUUGUCAUGAUGACGGAACUUGAACGAUUCUCGGAGGUUGUGUUUGUAGGGGUGGCAUCGGACUAGGCUUGAUUCAUCUGGGAGGAAGAGGAGCUAAAAGUCAGAUUGUAGCUCAAAUCGAUGCUCGUGAUGUGGUUGUUGGCGAGAGACCAGGAUCUCGGAGCCACCUAGCUUAGGCGAUGCGGGACCUGGCGUGCACAGUGAUGCAACCACCGAAUCCAACCGUUUUAUGUUUAUGCAGCGUGGAGAGACUGGAGGGAAAUGCUACGGAUGAUCAAUUUGUCGUGUAGCCGAACGUGGCGAGGCGCGUCGCCGGAGUCGCAGCGAGAACUAAUGUGUUGGUGGGAAGCCUGGUUAUGGUUAGGUCACCCAGGCAGUUGGUCGUUACGGAGCUUCGCUGCAUUGGGGCGGAUUUGGAGGUGAGAUAGAGGAAUUUGGAGUUGUGGCGUAGCGGUAGAUCUAGCUUAGGUUUGUGGUUUUGCAAGGGAGACGAACAAGAGGUGUGUGGAGAAUUUUGAGGGGGGGAGAAGCAAAAAACGAUGACAAAGGGUAUGCGGAAGUUUGUGGGUUUCCACUGACGCUAUCUAUCUCUUCAGGUGCAUACUGUUACGCCGAGCCGGGAGCUGAAGUUGAGAUGUUUAGAAAGGUUACACACGGUAACCGACUCAGCGAAUAAAAAUCACAAGAAGGCUCCGUAGAUAUAGCACUUCUGUAGAUACAGUCACCGUGUAAUCUAUAACACAUAUCGGUGGUGCUUGUGCCUACUUGGAGACAUGCGGUUUGAGUUGAAACCAGACUCAGAGACAUGAGGCCAGGUGGGACACUGCGUAACCCACGGGUGAGAGUCAAGCCUAUAACGGUUGGUGGGCUAACAGAGCUUACAACCGUGACUACGCUAUGCUCAAAACGUGUUUCGAUACUUAGGAUUCUCACGCAAUGCAUAUUUUGCAUUGCAGCUCUCAUCCUUGGUUUUCGAGUUUCCUAUGAGGCCAAUCUCGUCAGGGUUCUGGACGUAGAGGAGACUUCCAGGCAAAAUAGUCAGGUUCCCAUUCAGAGGGUCCACGAAAGUAAUUUGAGAGUAUUCAAGAGUCAAAAUGCAAGAUUAACGCCGAGGGGCAAAAGCUCACAGGUGUACGUAGGCCGACAUCCAAUUUUGAAAAGGCCAUGGCCUCACCCAGAUCCUAUUGAAAUGGCUCAAGCGUACAACAUGCUAGCCAGGGUCCAGUUGGAACAGCAGCGGUUGUAUGGAAUCGAAAAUUGGAAGCCUAUUAUUGCAAUUACUCCCACAUAUUUUCGCACAUUCCAGAGUUUGCAUCUAUCAGGCUUAAUGCAUACUUUGUCACUUGUGCGGAGACCUGUAACAUGGAUAGUCAUAGAGGCGUCGGGUAUAUCUGCGGAGACAGCAGAGUUGUUGAGGCAGGUUAGGGUGCACAAAUUGGUGCACUUGGGAGCUUCUGAGCAUCUACCACGAACUUUACAGGAUCGAAUUAUCCUGGAAGCUCGCCUUCGAACCGAAGGCUUGAGAUAUGUGCGGGAGCAGAAUCUGGAGGGUGUUAUUGUGUUUGCUGAUGAGAGCAACGUGUACAGUAUGCAAUUUUUUGAUGAGGUUCAGAAGGUGAAAUGGGUGGGUGCUCUUCCAGUUGGUACUCUCGGUUAUGCUGGAUUCGAAGAUCCUGCUCUAUUAAGGGAUAAAGGUUUUCUUAAGGACAGUGGCGCCAGGUUGUUCAGGCGACGCUUGUUAGAACCUCUCCAGGAAAUGCCAGUUUCCAGGAAUACGGUGCUUCAAGUCCAGGGACCUACUUGCGACUCUUCUGAGAACAUAACAGGUUGGCGAGCAUUUAGGCCGCUCUCUUUAGAUGACGUUUUAAUUAAUGAAUACAGGGAUGAACAAACAAAUUUGGAGUGGUCAGGCUUUGUGUUGAAUGCUCGCACAGUCUGGGCAUCAGCGCCCGACCGGCCGAAGUGGAUUCGGGAAUGGGUGGAGUGGGCUCGUCCAGAGCAACGUCGAUAUAUUGACCCGAGAUCUCUUUUAAGUGACGAAACUAAGGUGGAGACUCUCGGAUCUUGUGGAAAUGGAAAAGCUGUGCUUGUUUGGUGGGCUCGAAUUGAAGCUCGUUCAGAUAGCAAGUAUCCCCCACGAUGGAAUUUGGAUUUGCCGCUCGAGGUGGUUGUCCCCGCGAGGAAAACACCGUGGCCAGAAAAGAUCUUCCCACUCUCAUACCCACCGCCCUAUGUAGGCAAGCGAAAAGUUGGAAACAGAUCCGGUGGUCGGGGUGGGAGAUCCAGGCGUGGUAAACGACAACCAGACUCUAAAAUUAGUGCACUUGUUAAUCAAAGGGAAGUCAAUGCAACCAAAGGCACUGCCAUGGGCACCUCUGUUGAUAAGCGCACGCGCUUCAGGAAAUGUGAUUAAAUCCUGUUCAUCGAAAGCUGCAUAGAAAAAGAAAAGAAAAGAACAAGCAAGCACAAAAUGAUAAAGAAUGUCGAAAUCUUUAUCAUCGCUCUUAGAAACCAUUUAAGUUGUUACGCUUCACUCUUGUGCUGGCGGCUCAUUUGUAACACAUUAGUGCAUGCCUAAAUUCGAUGUAUACACUGGGGUAUCCGACUAGUUCUCAGAAAUGCGAAUUGCUGGAACCAGCAUAGAUUCUACAUCUACUGCGGAAUUCAAGUAUAAUGGGAAGUCAAAUUGCAGCGUUUGCUAAGUCAAUUGGCUGGCAUAUGCUCAUGUCUUGCCUGUUUGGACUGGGCUUUUGAUCGUG